AUGCAAGCCACGCUCCGCCUCUCCAGACAGAACCUGGUUUCUGGUGCCCGUGCCAGCCUCCGGUCACAGACGUCCGUCGCGACGCGCAGAUUUGCGGGGAGAAGGUGGAAUUCGUCGCAUGGUCCCGGCCAUGAGCAGAAAAAGUCGAGUGACAUGCCGUGGGUUAUUGGGUCUUUGGUCACUUUUGGUCCCGCUUUCCUCUACCUUGUCUCUCCGUCAGCGAGAAAGACGGCGCCAGGACACGCCGCGCAUGCUCAUGACAGUCACGCUGAGCCGAAGAAAGUCACAAUGAAGGACGAUGAGGGACAAGAGGCGGACGUUACUGCUUCGGUGCAGGCUGCAACUGCCGAUGACGCUCCCAAGGCCGAUGGAGCGAAGGUAGAUGCUUCCGAAGUCGAGCAACCUCAGGCCGAUGAAGCUACCGAGAAGUCUGAGGAGCCUGCUGCUCCACCUCCCUCUGAUGGCGAGGAACAUACUCAAAAGCCCGGUUCACUUCAGGAUGGGGACAGCAGUGGCCCAGUCGACCUAGGGGACGCCAGGGCAGCCGCGAAGAGCGCAGAUGUGGAUGCACCGAAGAAGGCUGAGACGUCGGACGCGUGA
This is a messenger RNA of Pleurotus ostreatus (oyster mushroom), 600 nucleotides long. RefSeq lists its product as uncharacterized. Lineage: Eukaryota; Fungi; Basidiomycota; Agaricomycetes; Agaricales; Pleurotaceae. Bases 1 to 600 code for a protein of 199 amino acids. The record is from RefSeq and is a predicted model, not a curated record. The transcript is spliced from 6 exons.